This is a messenger RNA of Nicotiana attenuata, 5704 nucleotides long. RefSeq names its product ABC transporter C family member 12-like. Gene Ontology annotation, molecular function: ABC-type transporter activity; ATP hydrolysis activity; ATP binding. Gene Ontology annotation, biological process: transmembrane transport. The record is from RefSeq and is a predicted model, not a curated record. The coding region runs from base 454 to 5313 and encodes 1619 amino acids. NCBI's taxonomy places the organism in Eukaryota, Viridiplantae, Streptophyta, Magnoliopsida, Solanales, Solanaceae. Gene Ontology annotation, cellular component: membrane. The transcript is spliced from 29 exons.
GUUAGAAACACUCAUAUUUUGUUCCUGUCCUUAUUAGUUUUAAAAAAUGUAUCCGUAAGCCAUGACGCUAGCAGUUCCAACAUUGUUCAUUUGACCCUUUUCAGAUUCUCUGUUGGACUCUACACUUCUUUUUUCUUUUUAUUGGCCGUUCCUUAAUUUCCACUAUUUUUGUCAUCAUAUAUUACCGCUGCAGAUUGUCAUUUUUCUAUGCAGCUGAGUUCAGUCCUUCAGUUCAAAAGUAAUUUGUUAAAUACAGCUAUGGCGAUGGUUGGUUGAUUGAAAGGGAUGAAGGUUUGAAUACGCAGAGGCUUUAGUGCACACCAGACUAUUUCAUUGGCAUACAGAAGACCGCUAUUUGUAGCUAACUCCUACUUGCUUGGGAUUGAGGCGUAAUUGUUGUAUAGUAUAGAGGACCGUUAUUGUGGUGAAUGUUUAGUUAAGUAGUUUCAGAAAAUGAGUUUUCAUGCAUUUGUUUGGUAUUGCAAGCCGGUGGCGAAUGGGAUAUGGGCCAAAGAAACUAAUAGCGGUUUUGGUGCAUAUACACCUUGUGCUAUUGAAACAGCUGAUUGCAUAUCUUAUUUGGUUCUCUUUGUGUUGUGUGCGUAUCGGUUAUGGCUGGUCAGGAUGGACCACAAAAUUCGGAGAUUCCAGUUGAGGUCGAAAUACUACAAUUACAUAUUGAUCCUCCUGGGAAGUUGUUGUGCUGCUGAACCCUUGCUCAGAUUUUUUAUGGGCAUCUCAAUCUUCAAUCUGGAUGCAGAAACUGGCCUUGCUCCUUUUGAGAUGGUUUCUUUGAGCAUUCAGGCACUUGCUUGGAUUUCCAUUGUUAUUAUGAAUGUAGUGGAAACUAAAGUCUACAUUAGAGAGUUCAGAUGGUAUGUCAGAUUUGGAGUAAUCUAUGUUUUGGUAGGUGAACUUGUGAUCCUCAACUUCAUUCUUUCAAUGCGGAGUUUCUACUCAAGGUUUACACUGUACAUCUAUUACAGUUCAGUCAUCUGUCAGAUUUUAUUUGGGGCUCUGCUUCUUGUUCAUCUUCCUAAUUUGGAUCCUUUCUCUGGCUAUGUUCCACUAAGGAGUGAGUCCAUUGAUGACAAUAAUGAUGAAACAGUUGGAGCAGACCGUAUUUGCCCUGAGAGAUAUGCAAGCAUUCUGUCAAGGAUUUCUUUUGGAUGGAUAACUCCCCUCUUGCAACAAGGCUGUAAGAGACCAAUCACUGAAAAGGAUGUCUGGAAGUUGGAUACAUGGGAUCAGUCUGAGACAUUGAGUGCAAGAUUCCAAAAAUGUUGGGCUGAAGAAUCUCAGAGGAAAAAACCAUGGCUUCUUCGUGCUUUGAAUUGCAGUCUUGGAGGCAGGUUCUGGUAUGGAGGCCUCUUCAAAGUUGGUAGUGAUCUUUGCCAGUUUGUGGGACCACUACUACUUAAUCGUCUUUUAAAGUCUCUGGAACGAGGCGAACCAGCUUGGGUUGGCCACCUAUAUGCUUUUCUGAUUUUUGUUGGGGUGUCAUUUGGAGUACUAUGUGAAGCUCAGUACUUUCAGAAUGUCAUGCGUGUUGGUUUCAGGAUGAGAUCGACUCUGGUGGCUGCCAUAUUCCGCAAAUCUGUAAGAUUAACACUUGAGGGCCGUAAGCAGUUUCCCUCUGGAAAAAUUACAAAUAUGAUCACAACUGAUGCUAAUGCACUUCAGCAAGUAUGCCAACAGCUUCAUGUUCUAUGGUCAGCUCCAUUUCGUAUUGUCAUCGCCAUGGUUCUACUUUACCAGCAGCUAGGUCUGGCUUCACUUCUUGGUGCUCUAAUGCUAGUAUUUAUGAUCCCAAUGCAGACGAUUAUUGUAAGCAAUAUGCGAAAACUAUCUAAAGAAGGAUUGCAACAUACUGACAAAAGGGUUGGUCUAACUAAUGAAUUACUUGCUGCAAUGGAUGUAGUAAAAUGUUAUGCAUGGGAGAAGAGCUUCCAAUCUAAAGUCCAAGGAAUGAGGAAUGAUGAGCUAUCUUGGUUCAGGAAAGCACAGCUUUUGGCAGCGUUCAACAAUUUCAUGCUGAACAGCAUCCCAGUUCUCGUAACAGUGAUUUCAUUUGGAGCUUUCACUUUGCUUGGUGGAAACUUGACAGCUGCCAGAGCUUUUACAUCACUUUCCCUCUUUGCAAUUCUGAGGUUCCCGCUGAACAUGCUUCCGAACAUAAUAACUCAGGUUGUAAAUUCAAACGUAUCGCUGCAACGAUUGGAGGAGUUGUUCUUAGCUGAAGAGAGAAUCCUCUUACCUAAUCCACCACUUGAACCUUGUCUUCCUGCCAUCUCAAUCAGGGACGGAUACUUUUCAUGGGAUUUUAAGCCUGAGCGUCCCACUUUGUCAAAUAUUAAUUUGGAUAUACCAGUUGGUGAGCUAGUUGCAAUUGUGGGUGGGACUGGAGAAGGAAAGACAUCUCUGAUUUCAGCAAUUCUUGGGGAGCUUCCGCCCUUAGGCAAUGCAAGUGUCACUACCAGAGGAACUAUUGCAUAUGUUCCUCAAGUUUCUUGGAUCUUCAAUGCCACUGUACGUGGGAAUAUAUUAUUUGGUUCCAACUUUGAACCAACAAGAUAUUCGAAGGCAAUAGCUGUCAGUGCAUUGGACCAUGAUCUUGAGUUACUUCCAGGUCGAGACCUUACAGAAAUCGGCGAAAGAGGGGUGAAUAUUAGCGGAGGACAAAAGCAAAGAGUGUCAAUGGCUAGGGCUGUCUACAAAAAUUCUGAUGUCUAUAUUUUUGAUGAUCCCCUAAGUGCUCUUGAUGCACAUGUGGGCCAGCAGGUUUUUAAGAAAUGUAUAAAGGAAGAAUUGCAAGGAAAGACUAGGGUGCUUGUGACAAAUCAGCUGCAUUUUCUACCUCAGGUGGAUCGGAUCAUUUUGGUCUCUGAAGGAAUGGUUAAAGAGGAUGGGAGUUUCGAGGAUCUCUCCAAAAAUAGCGCACUUUUUCGAAAGCUAAUGGAAAAUUCUGGGAAAAUGGAAAGUUAUGGUGUUGAAACUGACGACCCAAACUUUGACUAUGAGAGUUCACAAUCUUCUUUAAACAUAGGGCAUGAGCUCCAUAAGAAUGAAACCUCUGUAACCAAAAGGAGAGCUGGUAAAUCUGUUCUUAUCAGGCAGGAAGAGCGGGAAACUGGUAUUAUCAACUGGAAUGUCUUGAUGAGGUAUAAAGAUGCUUUGGGAGGCUUGUGGGUUGUCCUGAUACUGUUUGCUUGCUACACAUUAACUGAAAUCCUUCGAGCUCUGAGUAGCACCUGGCUAAGUGUCUGGACAAAAGCAAGCUCCUCAAAGAGCAAUGGAUCUGGAUUCUAUAUUUUGGUCUAUGCUUUUCUGUCAUUCAGUCAGGUGAUAGUAACACUGGCCAAUUCCUUCUUGUUGAUUAUCUCAAGCCUAAAUGCAGCUAAAAGGCUUCAUGAUUCCAUGCUACAUUCUAUACUUCGAGCACCAAUGGUAUUCUUCCACACUAAUCCAUCUGGACGCAUAAUCAACAGAUUUGCAAAGGAUCUUGGUGAUAUUGACCGCAAUGUUGCAAAUAUUGCUAAUACAUGUCUCAGCCAACUGUGGCAGCUUCUCUCAACCUUCGUUCUCAUUGGAGUCGUCAGCACAAUAUCUCUGUGGGCCAUAAUGCCACUUCUAGUCCUAUUUUAUACAGCCUAUUUGUAUUAUCAGAAUACAUCCCGCGAAGUGAAACGUCUAGAUUCCAUUACCAGGUCCCCUGUGUAUGCACAGUUUGGAGAAGCUAUCAAUGGUUUAUCAACCAUCCGUGCAUAUAAAGCACAUGACCAGUUAGCUGCCAUUAAUGGGAAGUCUAUGGACAACAAUAUCAGAUUCACUCUUGCCAACACAAGUACAAACCGCUGGCUGACCAUAAGGCUUGAAGCACUAGGGGGCAUAAUGAUCUGGUUGACUGCAACAUUUGCCGUUAUACAGAAUGGGAGAGCAGACGACAAGGUUGCGGUUGCUGGUGCUAUGGGUCUGCUCCUAAGUUAUUCCUUGAAUAUUACUACUUUACUCAGCAAUACUCUGAGACAAGCAAGCAGAGCUGAAAAUAGUUUUAAUGCUGUUGAGCGUGUUGGCACAUAUAUAGAUUUGCCAUCAGAGGCUCAAAAUGUCAUUAGCAGCCGGCCUCCUCCAGGCUGGCCAUCAUCAGGGUUCAUCAAAUUUGAAGAUGUUGUCCUACGUUACAGACCUGGACUUCCUCCAGUCUUGCAUGGUUUGUCAUUUACAAUUUCCUCAGGUCAGAAAGUUGGCAUUGUUGGAAGAACUGGUGCUGGAAAAUCGAGCAUGCUUAAUGCCUUAUUUCGUAUUGUGGAACUUGAAAGAGGGAGAAUAUUGAUCGAUGGUUGUGAUGUUGCUACUAUCGGACUGACAGAUCUUCGAAGUGCUCUUAGUAUCAUACCCCAAUCACCAGUUCUUUUCUCUGGUACUGUACGGUUUAAUCUUGAUCCUUUUAGCGAACACAAUGAUGCUGACCUAUGGGAGGCAUUAGAGCGGGCGCACUUGAAGGAUGUCAUAAGGAGGAAUGCUUUUGGUCUGGAUGCCGAGGUUUCAGAAGGUGGCGAAAAUUUCAGUGUUGGACAGAGACAACUUUUAAGUCUUUCUCGAGCAAUACUGCGAAGGUCAAAGAUCCUUGUUCUUGAUGAAGCCACAGCAGCUGUUGAUGUUAGAACUGAUGCUCUUAUUCAGAAAACCAUACGAGAAGAAUUCAAAGCAUGCACAAUGCUCAUUAUUGCUCACCGUCUAAAUACCAUAAUUGAUACUAAUCGUAUCCUAGUGCUUGAUGCUGGACAGGUUGUUGAGUAUGAUACUCCACACAACCUCCUGCUUAGUGAAAGAAGUGUUUUCUCUAGGAUCGUUCAGAGCACAGGGGCCGCAAAUGCCCAGUAUUUACGUAACUUAGUACUUAAUGCGGAGAAAGAGCACAAGUUCAUGAAAGAAGAAGUCAUGCGUAUUAAUAGGAAGAGAAGAUGGAAGGUAUCUUCCCAGUGGAAUGCUGCUGCACAGUAUGCUCUUGCUACAAAUAUUUCAGCUUCACUGAACGAUUUUCAAGUGAUGGAAUGUCAAGAUCAAAACAACAUUCUGCGUGCAGCAAAGGAUGCGGUUGUAACUCUGAAGGAUGUUUUGGAGGGGAACCAUGAUGAAGUUAUUGAAGAGAAACUAAGUUGCUCUAAGGUGCCUAGAGAAAGAUGGUGGUCAUCUUUCCUUAGUGUUAUUGAAGGUCUCGCCGUGAUGAACAGGUUAAGACAUGACAGAGUUCCUCAUUUUGGAGAUUGUUUGGAAGAGGGAUCAGAACAUCAGAAUCAUGAUGAAAUCUAGCUAGAUAUCUUCAGGUUCGCAAGAGGAAAAAGAACAAGGAAACCAUGCCUGCCUUUCAGUAACAGGCCUUGCGCAAAACAAAAACAAUAGAGAUAGAUCGAGACUAGAGAGAGAAGAAAACUAAAAGAAAAAGAAGUCUUGGUUCUCAAAAGUUCGAACAAAUAGAAGGAUGCAUGCGAACACCAAAACGACCCCAAUCAUUUUUCAAUUCCUUUGAAAAUUUUGUUCAAGAAUUUUGCUUCGAUUGUAUCAAUUUUACUAUGUAUAUUUGAUGUAGUUGAAUUAUAAUCUUAUGUAUUAUUACUGUUUACCAAGAUGUAGUUUUUGAAAAUAUCUUCUGUAUUUUAAUUGUGUACCACUGUAUAUAUAUGUUUUUUAACAACCAAAAUCA